AUGUACAAUCCCUACCAGGGCGGCUUUCAGGGCAACUACCAACAAACAGGUGGUUUCCAGGGCCAGUACGGUUUCCAGGGCCAGCAGCAGCCGCAGCAGCAGCAACCUCAGUAUGUGCAACAGCAGCAGACUGGCUUCUACCAGCAGAACCAGCCCCAACAGCCUGGUCUCUUUCAGGGUCAGCAGACGGGCUUUCAGCCUCAGCAAACGGGGUUCCAGCCUCAACAGACUGGAUUUCAACCUCAGUUUCAGCAACAGCAGCCUCAAUUGAACCAGCAGGCUACUGGGUUCCAGCCUCAGCAAACUGGCUUCAAUUCGGGAUAUGGACAGCCUUUGACUGCUCAAAAGACUGGGUUUACCGCAGCUCUUGGCUCUGUUAGUGAAAAUAACGAGUUGAAGAUUCCUAGUAUUCGUUUGUCGUUUAUCAGUGCCGAGGAGCAGACCAAGUUCGAACACCUCUUCCGUACGGCUGUUCCACAGGGAGAGAACUCUAUUUCUGGUGAUGGUGCCCGUGAUAUUUUGUUGCGUUCGGGCUUGCAGCCUGUUACUUUGGCUGAGAUUUGGACUCUUGCUGAUACGAACAAACUGGGUGCUCUCUUGUUCCCUGAGUUCGCCUUGGCCUUACACUUGUGCAACUUGUCCUUGAAGGGUGAGCCUUUGCCUGGUGUUUUGCCAGAGAGAUGGGCAAAUGAAGUUCAGAGCUUUGUGGAUGCUAUCAGUUUCGCUGUUCCUGAAGAUCCAAACAAGAUCAUGGCCAACACGCCUUUUUCGUCGUUUGCAGCUUCUAAGCCUGCCCAAAGCGAUUGGUUGGACAGUCAGCCUGUGAACCAGAACUUCUCUGGCGGUGCUGCUGCUCCCCCACCAACUUCUUUCACUGCCCAGCCAACUGGUGGUCUCAACUCUUUGACUGCUCAGCGUACUGGUGGUGGUUCCUUCGUUGCCUUGCAACCUCAGCAAACAGCCAGCUUGGUGCCAGCUCAGUCCUUGCAAUCGCAGAGAACUGGUCCUCUUCAGCAACAAACCACUGGUUUCCAGCAGCAGCAACAACAGCCACCUCAACAACCGCAAUUGACAUCCCAACGCACUGGCUCAGGACCUUCUGGUGGUUUUCAACCACAGCAAACCGGUCUUCAACCACAAGGCACUGGAUUCAAUGGUGCCCAGGGUCUUCUGCAACAACGUACUGGUGGCUUUCAGCCUCAGCAGACUGGUGGCUUCCAACCUCAGCAGACAGGCGGCUUUCAACCACAACAAACCGGUGCUUUCCAACCGCAGCCAACUGGUGGCUUGUUGCAGUCCCAACCUACUGGUAAACCAGGCCAAUGGGGUUUCGUCCACACUCCUACUGGUGGAAUCCCAGGCUUAAACGCUAUGGAACAGCAUUUCUUGCCUAAUGCCCAGAUGAACACCAACAAUUUGCAGAACGCUAUGGGAGGCUCCUUGAAGAGUAACGUCACUUGGGCCAUCACCAAGCAAGAAAAGCAGAUUUAUGACGGUAUCUUUGGUGCUUGGGAUCCUGAUAGAAAGGGUUUCAUCCAAGGCGAUACUGCAAUUGGUAUUUUUAACAAAUCUGGUUUGAGUAGACCAGACUUGGAAUCCAUUUGGAACUUGUGUGAUGCAAGCAACCGUGGUAAGCUUAACAAGGACGAGUUCGCUGUUGCCAUGCAUCUUGUUUAUCGUCGUUUGAACGGCCUCGAGAUUCCUUUGAGGUUGCCACCAGAGUUGAUCCCUCCUUCUGCCAAAUACUUGCAGGACUCAGUCGACUCAUUGAAGAACUCUUUGAAAGGUGGCUCCAAGGGCAAGCCUCAGGCAGCCAAACCAGCUACGACCGCUUCGAGAUUUAGAAACAAUGAUGACGAUAUGGGAUAUGUCUCAAACUCCCGUCAUCGGAGUAGAAGACCUACCGAAGAGGAGCCAAGCAGUGUUCAAUCCUCAAAGUCUCGUGAUUUGAGUAUUGCUGAAUUGAAGAAAUUGAUCAGAGAGAAGCAAAUCUUAUUGGACGCUGUCAACUCUGAGGACCAGCAUUCAUCUAUUGCAAACAAGCAAUCUGACGACUACAACACUAGAUUGGUCGAAGGCUUGAAAACUCAGAUUAGAGAAACUGAAUCGAAAUUGAGUAAAGUUGCUCUUGGUGGUUCCCAAUCGGAGAAAAAGCAACUUUUUGAGAAACUCAACCAUUUCACGAAGGAUAAAGUGCCAACUUUGAUUCAAAGGAUUUAUAAGGUAAACCAGGAUCUUUCUAGAACGAAGACCGAAGUUGCUAAGGCUAAGUUGAAGAAGGAGUACCCAGAUUGGUCUCCUGAAGCAGGUGACCUUGACAUUGUCGGAACUGGUCCUAAUGGUGAGGUUACCGAUACUGAUAGAAGGAAGCAUAAGUCAAAGGCUCUUUUGAGACAACGUAUGGCUGCGUUGACUGGUAAGUCUUAUUCUGACGGUAGCAACAAGGACGCCGAUAACAAGCUCAAGCAAAUUGCUGAGAGUGCUUCAAAGGAAUGUGAAAGCGAGUCAUCUAUGAUCAAAGAUAUUGAAACAAGUAUCAAGGACUUGGAAGAUGGUGCUGCUCUCCAUCUUCAGGUAUCAGUCAAGGAUGAGACUGGUAUCGAGAAAUGGGAGAAUGGUGUCGGUGUUUCUCAGGCUGUCAAGCGUUUCAUUGAAGAGUUGAAGGAAUUUGAGCGUAAGCAAGCGAAGCCACAGACUCUGUCCAGCAAUGACUACUUUGGUGCCGCCAAGCCAACUGCAAAUUCCGGCCAGACGCCUCAGAGUCAGACUUCCUCGAAGAGCACAAGUGCCGUGUCGUCUCCAGCUGCCCAUAGAACGCCAGAGGAGAGACAAGCUUACAUUAAAGAGCAGGCUCAAAGGAAGAUGAAUGAGAGAUUGGCUAAGUUAGGCCUUUCUAGAAAGGGACAACCCCCAAGUCUGCCAAGUGCAUCCUCUCCAAAACCUUCUUCACCAAAGCCUGCCUCUCCUGUCAAGGCGCCAGAGCCCAAGCCCCAGGAGCCUCAGCAGCCUCAGCAGCCCCAGCAGUCUCAGCAGCCUCAGCAGUCUCAGCAGGUUAAUGAAGCCCCCAAGGCGCCGGAACCUGCUAAGAAGGAAGAAGAAGAUUCCAGUGAUGAUGAUGACGAAGAGUAUGCCCAGCUCAUGAAGCAAAAGAAGGAACUAGAAGCAAAGAAGCUCAAGAAGAAGCAAGAAAAGGAAGCGAGACUUGCCAAGUUGAAGAAGGAGAUGGCUGAUAUGGAAGGAUCGAGCGACGAUGAAGCACCAGCUCCCGCUAAAGCAUACAAGCCUAGCAGCAACAAGUCAACACCAGCCACUGAAGCUCCAAAAGCGGAAGAGCAGAAGCCACAGCCCGAAGAAGAGAAGAAGGAAGAGCCUGCUCAAGCUGCCAAUGGACCUCACAAGAGCAACCCAUUUGCCAGAUUUGGCACUGACUCUGGUAAGGCUGAUCAGGGAACUGGAACUCCAAAGUCAGCCCAAAACACCAAUCCAUUCUUCAAGCCUCAGCAAUCCCAAGCUCCUGUUGACCAAAAGCGCAUGGAGGCUCAGAGAGCAUCCCAAAGGGGAUUGGGAAGUGACGAUUGGAGUGAUGACGAAGCCAACUCCUCUGAUGAUGACGAGCCAAACAGAGCUGGCGCUGCCAAGUUGGCCAGUUUACUCUUUGGCGGCAUGCCACAGCCAGUUGCAAGAAACCCUACUGGCAAUGCAUCUGAUUCACAACAAAAGGCUGCUGAACCUGCUCAGGCUCCACCUCAAGAAGCUCCUCAAGAAGCUCCUCAACCUCCUCAAGCGCCUCAAGCAGCUGAAGCUCCGCAGGCCCCAGAAGCUCCUCAGGCCCCAGAAGCUCCUCAACCUUCUCAGGCUCCACCUGCUCCUGAAGCUCCACCUGCUCCACCAGUGGGUGAGCAAAAUGUUCCUGGUGCUUUCUCUGCUGGUGGUGAGGAAGAUGAAUCUUCAGAGUUCGACUCCGAUUCAACUGACGAAUUUGCUACACCUUCGCCUCCUACUGCUGCCGCCAGACAAGGUAACGACGAUGUGCCUCCUAUCCCAGAUCAGGCUCCUCCAGUGCCUGAUGUAGCUCCGCCUGUGCCAUCGAGCAUCCCACCUCCACCUAUUCCUCAGGAGGCUCCUCCAAUUCCUCAAGAGGCUCCUCCACUUCCACUGCAGGCUCCUCCUCCACCAUCUGGUGGUCCCCCACCACCUCCACCACCCCCUGCUGCUGAGGUGCCACCAGUUCCUACGGGCGGUGCUCCUCCUCCACCUCCACCUUCGUUCCUCUCUGGACCUCCUGCCCCACCUGAUCUCGGUGGAGCUAAGUCUGGUCCUCCACUGGGAGGUGCUCCAAACAUUGGUGCUCUUUUGGGUCAGAUCCAAGGUGGAAAGUCUCUUAAGAGAGUCGACGACAGCCAGAAGCAUGUUGCCGAUGGUGCUACUGUGGGUAGAGUGCUUUAA
This is a messenger RNA of Candidozyma haemuli, 4446 nucleotides long. RefSeq names its product Pan1p (gene PAN1). NCBI's taxonomy places the organism in Eukaryota, Fungi, Ascomycota, Pichiomycetes, Serinales, Metschnikowiaceae. The transcript has a single exon. Gene Ontology annotation, molecular function: calcium ion binding; actin binding. Gene Ontology annotation, biological process: actin cortical patch assembly; endocytosis; endosomal transport. Gene Ontology annotation, cellular component: mating projection tip; actin cortical patch; nucleus. Bases 1 to 4446 code for a protein of 1481 amino acids. The record is from RefSeq and is a predicted model, not a curated record.